Ctenocephalides felis (cat flea) is the source of this 1274-nucleotide messenger RNA. Its product is annotated as lachesin-like. The transcript has 10 exons. NCBI's taxonomy places the organism in Eukaryota, Metazoa, Arthropoda, Insecta, Siphonaptera, Pulicidae. Gene Ontology annotation, cellular component: neuron projection. Bases 237 to 1217 code for a protein of 326 amino acids. The record is from RefSeq and is a predicted model, not a curated record.
UUGCUGAGCCAAUUCCUAAUGUGACAGUAACUGUUGGACGAGAUGCCUUACUGGCUUGUGUUGUGGACAAUUUAAGAAAUUACAAGGUGGCAUGGGUACGUGUGGAUACUCAGACGAUAUUAUCGAUAUAUCACAAUGUAAUUACACAGAAUCCAAGGAUAAGCUUGUCUUACAACGACCACAGAUCAUGGUACCUCCACAUUCGAGAAGUCACUGAGGAAGAUAGGGGCUGGUACAUGUGCCAAGUCAACACUGAUCCUAUGAGGUCAAGGAGAGGAUACCUUCAAGUCGUAGUGCCACCUCAAAUCAUCGAAUCGCAAACGAGUUCUGAUCUGGUUGUUCGCGAAGGAUCCAACGUGUCAUUGUCUUGUAAAGCGAGAGGAUAUCCUGAUCCUUAUGUCAUGUGGAGGAGGGAAGAUGGAGAUGAAAUGUCCGUUUCAGGUGACACAGUGAACGUAGUUGAUGGUGAAAUUCUAUUUAUUACCAAAGUUAGUCGCUUGCACAUGGCGGCUUAUCUCUGUGUUGCUUCAAAUGGGGUACCUCCUUCUAUAAGCAAACGAGUUCAACUUCGAGUUCAAUUUCCGCCGAUGCUAUCAAUCCCCAAUCAGCUCGAGGCGGCUUUUCAGGGGCAAGACGUCACAUUGGAGUGUCACACGGAGGCUUAUCCGGCCUCUAUCAAUUAUUGGACCACAGAACGAGGGGAUAUGAUUAUAUCAGAGCCCAUAUUAAAAGUUCUAGGUGAUAAAUAUGAAACAGUAUCAGCUCAUAGUGGUUACAGUAAAUACAUGACUCUCAAAAUAAGAUCUGUUGGUCCUGACGAUUUUGGGUCAUACAGAUGUGUAGCCAAGAAUUCUUUGGGCGAAACCGAUGGACUUAUUAAAUUAGAUGAAAUACCAGCACCGACAACAGUUCUAACCACCGAAUCACCAUCAAAUAGAUCUAAAGGCAAGACUGGCAAACAUCGUUCGAGGCUCAGAGCUCGUCCAUCCGAAUCUAAUCAGAAUCAAAUCGAAAGUGGUGAUUAUGGUGUUGAGGAAUGGCGAGAUAUAUCGAAAGAUGAUUAUUUAAGUGGAGAUUACGGGUCUCCAAGCAGAGGUCCUCCAUCUGCAAGACAUAGACCCUACCACAAUGGUUCUACGACUCAUUUAAAGUUUAAUUUUAUUCUGACGAUAUUCACGUCGAUUUUACUAAUAUUUUUGCUGCCAACUAUGCGAUGACUGCCAAUUUAACUUCUAAGUUUUUAAAAACUGUUACAUAUAUAACUCUAUAUAAGU